This is a messenger RNA of Sebastes umbrosus (honeycomb rockfish), 1747 nucleotides long. RefSeq names its product H-2 class I histocompatibility antigen, Q9 alpha chain-like. The transcript is spliced from 10 exons. Gene Ontology annotation, biological process: immune response. Lineage: Eukaryota; Metazoa; Chordata; Actinopteri; Perciformes; Sebastidae. Gene Ontology annotation, cellular component: external side of plasma membrane. The record is from RefSeq and is a predicted model, not a curated record. The coding region runs from base 146 to 1213 and encodes 355 amino acids.
CUGCGGAUGCAGCGUGGCAGAGGCACAGCAGGAAAAUAACUUUCCUCAUUUUGUUCACAUAAAGAAACACCGAGAAGAAGACGGAGAAGGAGAGGAGUAACAUCGUGGUGAAUUUCUCUUCUCGGUGUUUCUUUAUGUGAACAAAAUGAGGAAAGUUAUUUUCCUGCUGUGCCUCUGCCACGCUGCAUCCGCAGUGACUCACUCUCUGAAGUAUUUCUACACUGCGUCAUCUGAAGUCCCAAACUUCCCAGAGUUUGUGUCUGUUGCGUUGGUUGAUGAAGUUCAGAUAGAUCACUAUGACAGUAACACCAGGAUGGUAGAACCCAAACAGGACUGGAUGACCAUGGUCACAGGGGAUGAUCCUCAGUACUGGGAGAGGGAGACUGAGAACUGUAAUGCUACCCAGCAGGUCUUCAAAGUCAACCUUGAAAUUGCAAAGCAGCGUUUCAACCAAAUUGGAGGUGUCCACAUUGUCCAGUGGAUGUACGGCUGUGAAUGGGACGAUGAGACUGCGGAGGUUAGAGGUCAUAAUCAGUGGGGUUAUGAUGGAGAAGACUUCAUAGCAUUUGACCUGCAGACUGAGACAUGGGUCGCUCCAAAACCACAGGCUGUCAUCACCAAACACAAGUGGGAUAAUGACAAAGCUACCAUAGCACGGGACAAACUCUACUUCACCCAGAUCUGUCCUGAGUAUCUGAAGAAGUAUGUGAACUAUGGGAGGAGCGUUCUGCUGAGAACAGAGCUUCCCUCAGUGUCUCUCCUCCAGAAGACUCUCUCCUCUCCAGUCAGCUGCCACGCUACAGGUUUCUACCCUGACAGAGCCAUACUGUUCUGGAGGAAAGAUGGAGAGGAGCUUCAUGAGGACGUGGACCUCGGAGAGAUCCUCCCCAACCACGAUGGAACCUUCCAGAUGAGUGCUGACCUGAACCUUUCAUCAGUCCCAGCUGAAGACUGGAGGAGGUACGACUGUGUGUUUCAGCUCUCUGGUGUGAGGGACGACCUCGUCACCAGACUGGACAAAGCAGUGAUCAGGACCAACAGAGAGAUUCUCAUCAUCGCUGCAGUGGUUGUUCUUGCUCUUGUCCUCAUCGCUGUGAUUGGAUUCGUCAUUUAUAAAAAGAUGAACGAUAAAUAUCCUCAACACAAACUCGAGUCUUCUUCAAGUGGUUCUUCAACAGAAAGUGUAAACAGCGACACACCACUGAUCAAAUGAUUUGAUCAAUAAUGAUGUGAGACACGUGAAGCGUGAAGAGGACGGUGAACAUCACUUCAUGAGAAAUUGGCAACAUUAAACUUUAUUAUCUAUAAAGUCUCUACACAAUAUAAACAAAAGGUGCCACCUCACCACCAAGAUGGAUUGAAUAUCACUUUAAUGUAUGUGGUCUAAGAGCUGCAGUGCAAUGAGGCUUUAAAGCUGCAUUCAUCAAUAUUUGUGUGUGAAAAAUUGAUCAAAUGAUAACGUGUAAUGUGAAAGGUGACGCUAGUAGUGACGAACCCACCGAGAACUAUCUCUGAUUGAUGGAUGUAUUCUGCUCUGGAGCAAGGAGCAGAGACACACAUUGUAAUCUAGUAAUAGAUGCUCAUCAACUGGAAUACAAAGAAAACUAAUUUGAAAAAUAGUUUGACAAAUAUUUUACAAACAUUAUCAAACAGAAAUUGUGACAUUACAUUUUUUUAGAUCAUUUAGUUUCAAUUAAAAAAAAAAAAAGUGGCGUUUAAAUGUUGGUAAAUCAAAUGAGGGUUUUCU